AUGACCUCUUACUUCUCGUCCUUCACUGGAUCAUCAACCUCGCUCUCCAGUGCCCUGGGCUCGCGGCUCAAUAGCCUCCGCCGCGCCAUUACUCUAGGCGACGAGGGAGAUGACCCCGAAAACGAAGACAGCUCGCACAUCUCCAAUGCCCUCCGAGCCUACUAUAUAGAAAAGGGACGUCCUUUCCCUCCCUGGCUGCCUCCGGACCCCAAGACACCCCAAACUGCGCCGACCCGUGUCGUGGCAACCUCUCAGCUUCCCCAAGGAGGGUAUGGCCAGCCACCCGCCACCGCCGCCUACAGCCGGGGUGGAGGUCUAGGCGAUCUAUGGGGUGAUUCCGGUGCAUCGAAACCGGCAGCUGCGCAGACAGCCAGUCUCCGCCGUGGCCGGGGUGGCAAUGCUCCCCCGCUUGUUUCUAUGAACACCGCGCCGCCGGGUCCCGUUUCUACGCCUUCGCCACCGCUCGCACAAGCUCACUCGCACUCUCCCGGACCGUCAGGUGGUCUGCAUCCCCAGGGAGCCCGACCUCUACCUAGCCAGCGACUUGGGUCGCACCAGCCCACGGCCUCUACGCGCGUGUCCCAAGAGCGGACUGGAUCGGCACAAGAGCGACUGCGGGCAAGGCUCCAAGGUGGAAGGUCUCCGAGCCCGAAUAUUGAUCCGAGUGUGAGGAAGCCGGUGGGAUCAUCGGGGAGACCUUGGUGA
Penicillium cinerascens is the source of this 705-nucleotide messenger RNA. RefSeq lists its product as uncharacterized. Bases 1 to 705 code for a protein of 234 amino acids. The transcript has a single exon. Lineage: Eukaryota; Fungi; Ascomycota; Eurotiomycetes; Eurotiales; Aspergillaceae. The record is from RefSeq and is a predicted model, not a curated record.